Bicyclus anynana (squinting bush brown) is the source of this 4134-nucleotide messenger RNA. Its product is annotated as synaptic vesicle glycoprotein 2C. Gene Ontology annotation, molecular function: transmembrane transporter activity. The record is from RefSeq and is a predicted model, not a curated record. The transcript has 11 exons. Bases 406 to 2079 code for a protein of 557 amino acids. Gene Ontology annotation, cellular component: membrane. Gene Ontology annotation, biological process: transmembrane transport. NCBI's taxonomy places the organism in Eukaryota, Metazoa, Arthropoda, Insecta, Lepidoptera, Nymphalidae.
CUCGCUCGCAACCUCUUUGACUACACGCCUUGAAAAACACCUUAUAUUUUUUAUUCAACUCUAUACCAAUGUUUACAAAAUCUAACACUUAAAUAUAUGUUUACAUUUUUAAAUUCCAAGCUCCAAACACCCUAUGCAGUUUCAAAGGAUUAGAAGUGACGUGAAAUGUUUACCUCCUGUGAUAUAUGUUGAUUGUUUUUUUGUUUAUGUGAUAUAUCGAACAAUUUUUGCUGAAAAAACUUUAUGAGAUUAUGCUCUACUUGGGAACUGAGUGUUAGUUUUUGUUUUUGUUGCUGCUUCAUUGUUACUUCGACAAAUCGCUCGCUACAGGAAGCGAACCCACUACCCCUGCAGUUAUCCUCGUGAGUCGACACCGCAGGCUACUCCGCUGCCCGCACGCAUAGGAUGAUAGAAACUGACCCUGGUCCUAAGAAACCUCACAAUUGUGAUGUAAAAAGUGACCACCAACUGAACGGGCCAGGUUCCAAAACUGUCGACCUUAGUGUCGUACCGCCGCUGAAGUCACCUUCAAAACUUGAUCCAGAAAAAGGCUCCGGUUCAGAGAAAGCUGACUUCGAACGGGCGAUAGAACAAGCUGGAUAUGGCCGCUUCCACUACAUGCUGCUGGCCGUGUGCGGGCUCGUCAGCACCUCGGAGGAGAUGGACGUCAUCUCCAUGUCCUUCAUCUUGCCGUCUGCGCAGUGCGACCUAAACCUCACCACGCAGACCAAAGGAUGGCUCAACAGCAUAAUCUUCAUCGGCAUGAUGGCGGGCGCGUACGCGUGGGGCUCCGUGGCGGACUCGCUCGGCCGCAAGCGAGUGCUCAUCGCCAUCUCCAUCAUCAACGCGCUGGCCAUCGUCGCCUCCUCCUUCAGCCAGAACUACGAGCUCUUCAUGCUCUUCCGCUUCAUCAAUGGCGCUGCUUUGGGAGGAUCAGGUCCCGUUAUCUGGUCGUACUUCGCAGAAUUCCAGCCGAAAAAGAAGCGUGGAGCCAUGUUGAGUUUCAUGGCGGCUUUCUGGACUCUCGGUAACCUGUUCGUAGCUGGUCUCGCCUGGGUCAUCAUUCCUAGUGAGAUCGGAGGAGAAACCGGAGGGUUUGUUUACAAUUCGUGGCGAAUCUUCCUCUUGGUGAUGUCACUGCCUUCCUUCUUGGUAGCAGCACUCUUGUUCCUUCUGCCAGAAUCCCCCAAGUUUUUAAUAUCCACGGGAAGACAUGACGAGGCCUUAGAAGUAUUCCGUGGCAUAUAUAUGAUGAACACAGGCCGGGACAAGGAUCUUUAUCCUGUAAAACAAAUUCUUGUAGAAGAGCCCGUUCACCGUAAACCGGAGAAGGUCGUAGAAGUUAAAGAAUCAAAGUCCAAGUUGAAGAAAAUGAUGGGAGACAUCGUGGAACAUAGCAAACAGCUGUUCGUACCGCCGAUACUAAAGUUUACUGCGAUCUCCAUAACAAUCAACUUCACAUUCCACAUAGGAUACUACGGUCUGAUGAUGUGGUUCCCUGAAAUGUUCAACCGGUUCGACGAAUGGUCCAGAACGCACGACAACGCUGAAGCAGACAUCUGCCAGGUCACUGCCUACGUCACGCAGUUCGGCACACACUCCACGGAGGCGCGCUGCGACUCGCACAUACACUCAAAUGUGUUUAUGGACUCUUUGAUCACCGUCGCCGCUGCUAUACCAUCGAACAUCUUCGCUGUUCUGGGAAUGGAUCGAUUAGGAAGGAAGUUCUUCUUAGUUUUCGCGACAUUCUCCGCGGGCAUGUGCUCUGCGGCGAUGUACUUCGUGUACAACAAGACGAACAACCUCAUCGUGAGCGCCGUGUUCAGCUCCGUCAUUUCCUGCGGGAACGCCUCGCUUGACUGCCUCAUCACCGAGGUCUUCCCCACCAACUUACGAGCAACCGGUGUGGCGGUAUCCAUGGUAGCGGCCAGACUGGGCGGCAUCAUCGGCAACGUGGUGAUUGCUGCGCUACUCGACACCUACUGCCCGGCGCCCACGUUCAUAGUCGCCGUGCUGCUGGCCAGCGGCGGGCUCAUGUGCCUCUUCCUACCCAACACUACCCGACAAGCACUGCAAUAACGGAUAAAAACGUUCCACGUUCAAAAAUCCUGGACAUUUAAAGCCAAACUGUGCGCCAUGUUUAUCCAUAAACAAUUUAAAAGUGAAGAUAGAAAACGCAUGUCAUUUCAUCGGACGCCCACGUUGAAUUCACUUUUUCACAAAUCCAGCGGGAGCCAUGUAUUUUUCUGGGAUAAAAAGUAGCCUGUGUGUUAAUCCAGAGUAAAAUCUAUUUUAAUUCUAAAUUUCAGCCAAAUCGCCGCAAGACUGACAAAGUUUCAUACAAACUUUCAUCCUUUUGGGGGUAGAAUUGAUUUUUUCAGCCCGAUCCGUCCAGUGGUUUGCGCUGUGCGUUGAUAGAUGACUAUGUUAGUCAGUCACCUCUGAGUUUAUAUAGGUAUAUUUAAAUUAUGUAUUUUUUUGUAAGCUUAUUAAUCAACUUUAAUGUCACUAAAAGCAAUUUAAAAUUGUUAUUAGGUGUAAAAUGACUGGCGAUUUAUUUUGGUCAUUUUUAUUUUUGUUUGUUGAUAAACAUUGCACAGCAAGUCUGGUUUUAUUAUAGAUAUGUUCGGGGGUUUACCUGAAUUAUCUAAUAAAUAUAUUAUUAUUAAUGCCAAAAAUAUCAUUAGCAAUAAAAAAUAACGUGAGUAGAACGUAGUUUCUAACUACUAAUUUUGUUAUCUACUGUAGGUACCUACCUAUUCUUAAAAUGCAUGUUUCAUACAGUGUCUCUGUCUACAAAUUAUUAUUCUAUUUUAAAUAUUUUUUUAUUUAAAUAGUUAGGUACAUUUGUACAAAAUAAAUAAAUAAGUUAAGUAAAUGUAUUUCUGCUGUAGGUAUAAUUGUUUUUUUUUUAUUUGAAAUAUAACAAAAUCAUAUUAAAUAGGUAGGUAUUUGGCCAAUUCAAACAAUUUAUUAUUAAAAAAAUAUUAAUACAAAAUUAUAUAACUUUUUUGCUCAUGUAAUAAAUAAAUUUCAUUUUUCUUUGUUAAUAGUUUAUUAACGUGGAAUUGUUUAAUGUUCAAGUGAGAAACAGAAUAGAUAUAUAUCAUUUUUAUCGCACAAGUCAAAUAUGUAGAUAGAUAAUUUGAUCAUUAUUAUUUUGUACAAUACUUUUGUUGUAAUUUAAUAUGUGCUUUUAAUUUAUAAAUUAAAUAAGAGCAAUUAUUUUCAUAGAUUGUAAAUUAACUGAUCAAGUGUGUAAGUUACACAUUCAUAAAGUAGGAUUCCGUAGAUAUGUUAAUAAAGAAAACUUUUAUUGAAAUUAUAACAUGGUUGUUUUUAUAUAUUUUGUUCCAUGUAGUGUAGCUACCUAUAUUAAAUGUACAUCAAUUAUUUUUACCUGGCAACUUAACGCAAUAAAACUGCUUGAUUAAGUAGUGCUGUCUUUGACUAUUUUUCUAUAUAUUGGUCUGAGAGUGCUGCAAGCGACAUACAUUACUUUGCACUGAAAGCGCAGACAGCAAAAACUUCGACUGAUUGGCGUGUCGUCAUGAGUCAUAAAUAUACGAUUUUGACAUAAACACAACACUGAAUUAUUAAAUUAUUAUAUUAAUAAUAAUUAAUAAUUUUAUUAAAUUAAUAAUUAUAUUAAAUUAAUAAUUAAUAAUUUUAUUGAAUUAAUAAUUAAUUAUUUUAUUAAAUUAAAUAAGAAUAUUUCAAGCAAAUAUAAUUUUCAAUGUUUAUUCUUGAUUGGGCCAUCGUUUUGCUUGUCUUUUUUGUAAGAAGUGCGAUGGAUACUUGCUAUCUGUCUAUUUACUUUUCGGUCUACGAUGAAAACAAUACAUUUUUCUAGUUUUCCAAGCGUUUGCAAUUGUAGAAAGAGAAUCGACAUGCCACUUGGCUAGGGGGCAGUUCAGGGAAUUGCAACUUUAUAGCGGACUAGAAGUUUGGUCAGUUCGGCCAACACACAUCUUUUGUACAUUCAAAACAAAUAGGAUACUAUUGUUGAGUAGCUACAUUUUAAAUAUCGUAAGCAUUAAGUAAUAUGAAAUGGAAAAUAAAAUGAUACUUCAUAUUUUAUUGUAUUAAAUUACUUUAAAUUAAGGUUUAAAUAAAAGUAAGAUAUUGAAUAAA